AUGCCAUUGAAUAAUAAUGCAUAUAAUGCGUUUAUUUCUUUAGCUAAAAAUACUGAUAAUCUAAUAUCUAAAACACCAUUAAUUACAGUGGCUAUUAAAGAUAAUAUUGCUACAAAACAACUCCCGACGACAUGUGCAUCGAAAAUAUUGUCUAAUUAUACGUCUCCAUUUGAAGCUACAGUAGUUAGGCAAUUAAUAGAUGCUAAAAGAUAUUCAUUAGUAGGUACAACCAAUAUGGAUGAAUUUGCUAUGGGUUCAACUGGUCUACAUUCAAUUUAUGGCCCUACUAUAAAUCCCUUAUUGGAAGAUCGUGUUCCAGGUGGCUCCUCAUCUGGAUCUGCUGCAUCAGUUAGUAGUACUGAAGCUAUGCUUUCUCUUGGUACAGACACUGGCGGCUCUGUUCGUCUUCCUGCUGCCUAUACGUCUACUCUAGGCUUCAAACCUUCUUACGGGAGGUUAUCUAGACAUGGGGUAGUUGCUUUCGCCCAAUCUUUAGACACAGUUGGUCUUUUUGCAACAGAUAUUAACAUUUUAAAACAAGCAUUUAUGGACCUUGAUAAGUACGACCCUAAAGAUCCAACCUCUAUGGCAGAUAUAUAUCGUGAAAAAUUAAAUAAGUCUAAUAAAAAAAGAGACCCCAAUCAACCUAUUAAGAUUGGGAUACCAGUAAAUCUUUGCUCAGGAUUAUCUUCCACUGUGAAGGACGCUUUUAUUAAUUGGAUCAAUACAAACUUAUUAUCAAAUACUAAAAUAAAAGUCGAAAUCUAUCCACUCUACAUGGAAAUCUUAAAUAUGUGUCUACCAGUUUAUUAUACUUUAGCACCAUCUGAAGCAGUUUCAAAUCUAGCACGGUUUGAUGGUAUUCGCUUUGGUUCAAGGAAGAGCACAUUAGAAGCUACGAGGUCAUUAUUUGGUGAUGAGGUGAAGGAUCGGUUAAUAUUAGGAAAUUAUAACCUAUGCCAGGAUAGUUUUCAUGACACUUAUAUGAAGGCAUUAAAACUGCGUGUUCAGAUCAUUGAUGAAUUUGAUUCAAUUUUUACAAUGCAGAAUGUGUAUACUGAUUCUAAGGGUAAUUCUGAUGGUCUAGAUUAUAUUAUAUCUCCUACUAAUUCCGAUUUACCCUCCAAAGUUGCAGAUACGAAAAAAGGUAAUAAUAAUGUUAAAGAAUAUAUUGCUGAUAUACUCACCGUUCCCGCAUCAUUGGCAGGGCUGCCUGCUUUGAAUAUACCCAGUGCGAAUAAAGGCAUAGGUAUUCAUUUACUUGGCCAAUUUGGGGACGAUCAUGGUAUCCUGAACUUCGCAAAUUCAGUUUACUGA
Henningerozyma blattae CBS 6284 is the source of this 1317-nucleotide messenger RNA. RefSeq names its product glutamyl-tRNA(Gln) amidotransferase subunit HER2 (gene HER2). Gene Ontology annotation, cellular component: glutamyl-tRNA(Gln) amidotransferase complex; mitochondrion. Gene Ontology annotation, molecular function: glutaminyl-tRNA synthase (glutamine-hydrolyzing) activity. The transcript has a single exon. NCBI's taxonomy places the organism in Eukaryota, Fungi, Ascomycota, Saccharomycetes, Saccharomycetales, Saccharomycetaceae. Bases 1 to 1317 code for a protein of 438 amino acids. Gene Ontology annotation, biological process: mitochondrial translation; glutaminyl-tRNAGln biosynthesis via transamidation. The record is from RefSeq and is a predicted model, not a curated record.